AUGACGUGAAGUACUUGAACUUUUUGGGCAUACAAUUAAUCUCUGGAACUUAAUACAUAACAAAACAGGUCCAUUGAAGAAUUUCUGUUCCAAACACUGGUCACAAUAUGGACAAACUGGUAGCUUUCCAAUCGCUUUCAUUGAAACUUUAUAAUAAAAUAUGAGCCAAUUUCGAUAGCGUUAAAAAUGUCGACAUCUGCAUGAAGAUAUAGAAACCACCCUAGCUAUAUAAUCUUUGCACAGUGAAACUAUUUGGAAUCGAUAAUAUCGGCGAGUGUCAUUAAUUCCUAGGUGUCUAUCAUUGAUCAUCUCCAAGAACAUUGUUGACUGCUUCUUCCAUGGAGAAAACACCUAGCUCAUCAUCAGAGAUUCAGCUUCCUCCUGGUUUUAGAUUCCACCCUUUAGAUGAAGAGCUCAUAGUUCAUUACUUGAAGAACAAGGUGACUUCGAGUCCUCUUCCAGCUCCCAUUAUUGCUGAGAUAGAUUUAUACAAGUACAAUCCAUGGGAGCUUCCAAAGAAAGCUUUGUUUGGAGAAGAUGAAUGGUACUUUUUCUCUCCAAGAGAGAGGAAGUAUCCCAAUGGUGCGAGGCCUAAUAGAGCAGCAGCUUCGGGGUAUUGGAAGGCGACGGGGACAGAUAAACCAAUUCUAACUUCGCGUGGAACCAAGAGCAUUGGAGUGAAGAAAGCUCUGGUAUUCUAUGAAGGACGUCCUCCUAAAGGAACCAAGACAGAGUGGAUCAUGCACGAGUAUAGACUGCUUGAAACCAUGGUUUGGACUCCCAAGCGAAAAGGUUCUAUGAGGUUAGACGAUUGGGUGCUUUGUCGAGUGAGGCAAAAAAGCAGCAUACAAAUGAACAGCAGGGAAGACAGAAAUAUUAACAGUCAUGAAACAGAUAGCAAUCUCCCAAACUUGAAUAAGCUAUGCCGGCCUUCAAACGCAAACCACAACGUCGAGAUGGCCAAAAGCUAUCUUUUCAAUGACUGCCCCAUGUUACCUUACACAUAUGCAUCUCAAGACCUUCCUUGUUUUGGUACAACCUCAAGCAUUAGCUUCCAAAGCAGUGACAAAUCUUGUAUUUCUGUCCAGGAGGUGAAUUCUGAUAAGAAGAAUUUGCAGAUUUCGUUUUCAUCUCUUCAAAACCUGUUUAACCCUUUGAAAAGAAAGUCCAUGGAAGGUGGUAACCAGGCCACAAGUUUUAUCCCUCCAAGCAAGAAGUUCAUCAGGGAGGAUAGAGAGAAAGAGGAAGUAAUAUCAGUAAGCAAUGAUUGCAGUGACAUGAACUUUUAUGGAACAAACCACUCCGAUGGCAACAAUUUUAGUCCAGAUGAAUGGAAUUCCAUCAUGCAGUAUCAAGAGCUUAAUCUCCUUGAUUUCACAGAAUCUGACUAGAUUUCACAGUAUGGGAAAGUAGAAAUCUGGUGAGUUGUUCAGUGUGUUGAGGUCUUCUGAUACACAAAAUAGUUUCUAAUUACGGCCUAGAUAGAUUUGGUGAUUUAUUUCAUAUUGAAUUUGAAACCUCCAUGGGUGUUUAUUUUUGAAAUAUUUAUAUUGUAUGAACGUACAUAGUAAUUAUAAUUACAUUUGGUAAAUCAAUAAAUGGUUUAGUAGCUACACUAGAGCGCAGAUUUAAGCUGAUCUGUUCAUGUGUUCUUCUGAAGUAAAUUUAGGGAGCCUUAGCGUUGUCGCUGUAAUUUAUAUUAGCAUAAAAAUAAUGUUUCAGUUCUUAGAAAGUGUAAUCAUUCAGGAAACGUUCUUCAACCAAAUGCUGUAGAUGAUGUCUGUGGAUAGAGCCACGAAAUCAUGUUUUCUACCUAUGACACCCUGAU
Messenger RNA from Durio zibethinus, 1828 nucleotides. RefSeq lists its product as uncharacterized. Gene Ontology annotation, biological process: regulation of DNA-templated transcription. The record is from RefSeq and is a predicted model, not a curated record. Gene Ontology annotation, molecular function: DNA binding. NCBI's taxonomy places the organism in Eukaryota, Viridiplantae, Streptophyta, Magnoliopsida, Malvales, Malvaceae.